CUAUAGGUUGGCAAUUGGUGAUUGGUGGAGAAAUGUGUACCUACAGUAUAAGAAUGCCUGCCAAAUGCCAUGUAUUUACAGCCAGUCUUUCAGAAUUUAUUCUGCUGGUUGUCUCUGUGCACAGAUAAUAAACUGCUUUUCUCCAAAGAAGAUUUUGCUUUCCUGGUACUUUUGUUCCCUCCAAGGUCCGGGGAUGGCGUGGCUGAUGGAUCCCUAGGUAAAUAAGGCUUCAUUUCUUUGGGGGCUCGUCCGGGAUAAGCCCCCUCCCCAAAUACGGACCGGAGGGCCAGGCUCAACCAAGGUGAACAGCUCAGCAGCGUUUGCAGGCUUCAGCGCGCACCCCGCCUGUUUCGUGGGGGAAGCCGGCCACACUGUCCUGUAGUGGAGACAUCUUGUUGAGGGAGAAAAACAAAGAGGACGGCGCCGAGGGGACAGGUCCGCAGCGGAAAACGGUGGACCCAGGCUCGCACCCCAUGUGUGUUAACUGAACCGUUCCAUCAGUUCGAGCCAGGUGAUGAAGUGUGGGUGAAAGACUGGCAGCGAGCCCCCCUACAGCCUUGCUGGAAGGGACCAUACACUGUGCUACUUUCUACACCUACUGCUGUGAAGGUUGCUGGCAUCACCCCGUGGGUCCACCAUACUCGAGUGAAGAAAGCUAUUUCAGACUGGACAGUUACACCAGAUCCAGAGAACUCCCUCCGGCUGACUAUCGCCAGACGCCUGGCAGACGACCGCUCUGCUGAUAUCACACCGGAAGCUGAUAUCUCUACGCACAGCUGAAGAAUUGGAUGGGAGGGGCGCCCACCGGGAGCGCCUCCAACGUUCCAGCCUUGCAGCCUUUGUCCCCUGAUAACGUCCAGAACCCUGAACGAACUUUAGUAUGCAUUAUAUGGUAUGAGGAGGAAGCAGUGGGGAUUUUGACACCAAGCAUUUGCAGUUUACAGGCGGCUACCUAUUCGUGUGGGUGUGUAGUGGCCCAUCCACCGUGGGUACCCUCUCCUUGGGGGGCAAGGUUAUCCUCCACCCAUCAGGGGUACCAUCAUCCCCCGGGGAUUGAGGAGUUUUAUCUCCACACCAUAGGGUUUGACGCUUGGAGGUAUCCCCGACCUUGUUUCCCUAACCAACUUGAGCGUCCGGAUAACCCCAACCCCCUUUCCAGACCCAUACCAUGACUGAUCUGUGGUGGGGAGAGCCCUGGCAUUCUUGGGGUUGGUGGGUGGGAGUUAUCUCAACUGCCCUUGUCACGUGGAUGUGUCUCUUUUUUUGCUGGCACGAGCGCCAUAGAAUUUGCGGGAAGAAGCGUCCCUCCUCCAUCCCACUGACAGUUCUCCUUCUCUUCCUAGUUGGGGAACCCGCCUGCGCUCUGGCCCAGGGGGAAGUAGGGUCCUGGAUCUCCCAGGUAAACAUUACCCGUAUCAUGGUCACGCGGGGCAUCCACAACCCUUACAACCGCUGGCUGCAAACGGCAGAAAUGGUAGCUAAGGAGGAGAAUAGGACCCGUUGCCUUGUUUGUGCCUUGGGACCUCUGGAUGCGGCUGGGGGCAUGCCCCUGCUUCCGUUGCCUCUUAAUCGGACCCGAAUCCAGUAUACUGGAAGUAAAUUCCAGUGGGGCCCAUACUGGAAUCAUCCCUAUCCCCUCCGUGUUUAUCGGAUUCCCGGAUGGUUCUGUGUCAACCAGACCAAAAAUGCCACCCUUGGACACAAUAUAACUUUUACUGGGCGCUCCUCAUGCAAGUGUACGUGUAACCCCACUGAUACCACUGAGUGUGGCGGAGCCUGCACCAAUUUAAAUCUUUUAGCUUUUAGUUCUAUGGGUGACCAUAUGGCCACCCAGAACAAGGAUCCUGUAUAUUGGAUUUGUGGGACAAAGGCUUUCCACCACCUCCCCAACGGUUGGUGGGGCAAUUGUUAUCCAGCCUUCCUUUUACCCCCCAUGUGGCUGCUCCCUACCACCUUAUUUCCCCAUCGCAAUCACAGAUCUGUUGAUAUCACGAAUAUAGCCUCAGGGAGCAAGCAGACGUGGGGAAAGGAUGAAUGGCCACCUGAGCGAAUAAUUGCCCACUAUGAUCCGGCCUCCUGGAACCCUGGUGAGUUAGUAGCAGGUGCCAGAGAGCCCAUGUACAAUCUAAAUCGCAUAAUCCGACUCCAGGCAGUAGUAGAGAUUGUGGCCAAUGCAACGGCCACCGCCCUUCGCCUUGUUGCUACCCAGCUGGAUGAGACCCGCACUGCUGUCCUCCAGCUGCGUUUGGGAAUGGACUUUAUUCUGGCCAAACAAGGAGGAUUUUGUGCUGCCCUCAACCUGACUGGUGGAGCAUGCUGCUUCAAUAUUUCAGAUCAUGGUGAAGCCAUCCGUAAUCUAGCCGCAAGUAUUGAGAAGGUGGCACACGUCCCUGUACAAGUGUGGGAAGGAUGGAAUAUGUCUUGGCUAGAUAAGCUUUUGCCAAAUGGGUGGCUCAGAGGAAUGUUUUUUAUGCUCUUAGGACCAAUUUUAUUUUUAUUGCUUCUUUGCUUCUGUAUUCCCUGCUUGGUGCAAUGCUUGCAAAAUAUGGUGCACAAAACAAUGUCGCGCAUGAUGGGUCCCCGAGUGAUAGCUUUGAUGCGUGAAUACCAGCCUAUUGCCUUGGACGAGCCAGAAGGCUGUCCAAAAGAAGAGGAGGGAAUGAAGGAAGGGACGGUUUAGCUCUGUAGCAAUAUAGAUUGCCUGAGCAAGCUUUGGCUUUAGAUUCCAAUAAAGAUUGCUUAAGCAGGUUUGGCUUGUGACACUGGUCAAGUAAAGAAUAAGAGGAGCCACGUAGGCUCAAAAGACAGGGAAAUGGGUAAGGAACGUGCUUAACGUGAUUAUCCUC
This is a messenger RNA of Podarcis raffonei (Aeolian wall lizard), 2846 nucleotides long. RefSeq names its product syncytin-2-like. The record is from RefSeq and is a predicted model, not a curated record. Bases 1169 to 2680 code for a protein of 503 amino acids. The transcript is spliced from 2 exons. Lineage: Eukaryota; Metazoa; Chordata; Lepidosauria; Squamata; Lacertidae.